Molecule: messenger RNA, 7092 nt
Organism: Drosophila serrata
Lineage: Eukaryota; Metazoa; Arthropoda; Insecta; Diptera; Drosophilidae
Gene: r
Product: carbamoyl-phosphate synthetase 2, aspartate transcarbamylase, and dihydroorotase rudimentary
Biological process (GO): L-glutamine metabolic process; 'de novo' pyrimidine nucleobase biosynthetic process; L-arginine biosynthetic process
Cellular component (GO): carbamoyl-phosphate synthase complex; cytoplasm
Molecular function (GO): amino acid binding; carbamoyl-phosphate synthase (glutamine-hydrolyzing) activity; aspartate carbamoyltransferase activity
Source: RefSeq, a predicted model, not a curated record
AUUCGAUUAUUUUCCGCCACACGUCCAUCCGUCAGCCAAUUGAAGUAAAUUUACAAGUAAACCAGCUUUUUUUUCGAAGCAGCAAGGCGAGUGUGUGUGUGUACUACAUUCGCCGCUUGAUUGUGUUAUCAAUCGGAAGCUAAAAAAACAAAAGCCGCGUUUAAAAAACUAAAACGUGCUUCGCUCACAACUACCAGUGCAAGUGCAGCAGGCUGAGCUAAAAUAAAAACCUAAACUUUGCAAGGAAUUUUCGGAAUGACGUCCCCAAAGUGUUACCUGGUGCUGGAGGAUGGCACUGUCAUGCCCGGCACUCCCUUUGGCCACAUUCCCCCGGCCACUGAGGGCGGCAUUGGUGGCGAGGUGGUCUUCCAAACCGGCAUGGUCGGUUACACCGAAGCCCUCACGGAUCGCUCGUAUAGUGGUCAAAUCUUGGUAUUGACUUAUCCCCUAAUUGGAAACUAUGGUGUACCAUCGCCGGAGGAUCAGGAUGAGCACGGUCUGCCCCGGCACUUUGAGUGGCUGGAGGGUGUAGUCCAAGCCAGCGCUCUAGUGGUGGGCGAAGUGGCCGACAAGGCUUGGCAUUGGCGCGCCUGGAAGACGCUACCCAAGUGGUUAGAGCAGCACCAAGUGCCCGGCAUCAGUGGCAUCGAUACGAGGGCCCUCACCAAGAAGCUGCGUGAACAGGGCAGCCUGCUGGGCAGGAUCGUAUACGGAGAGCAGCCAUCAGGUGGACUGCCCAAGUCAAGUUUUGUGGAUCCCAAUACCAGGAAUUUGGCCAAAGAAUGCAGUGUGGCAAAGCGUCGUGAGUUUGGUGAUCCCCAAGGCAAGGGACCACGCAUUGCUAUUAUGGAUUGCGGCCUGAAGCUUAACCAGUUGCGUUGCCUUCUGGAUCGUGGAGCCUCGGUAGUGUUGCUACCUUGGAAUGCCCGUCUUCAGGAUGAGCAGUUUGAUGCUCUCUUUCUGUCCAAUGGACCCGGUAAUCCCGAAAGCUGCGAUGAGAUUGUGCAACAGCUUCGUCAAGUGCUUGAGAGUGGCAGCAACAAGCCUGUCUUUGGCAUUUGCCUGGGCCACCAGCUGUUGGCCAAAGCCAUUGGCUGCUCCACCUACAAGAUGAAGUACGGUAAUAGAGGCCAUAAUUUGCCCUGUCUUCACCGUGCCACCGGACGCUGCCUAAUGACCUCUCAGAAUCAUGGAUAUGCUGUGGAUCUGGAGCAAUUGCCCGACGGCUGGUCGGAGCUGUUUGUGAAUGCCAAUGAUGGCACCAACGAGGGUAUUGUUCAUGCCACCAAGCCUUACUUUUCGGUUCAAUUCCAUCCGGAGCAUCAUGCUGGCCCCCAGGAUACUGAGUUCCUGUUCGAUGUGUUCCUAGAGAGCAUACAGCGACGAGAUGUAACCAUACCGCAGCUGAUUGAGCAGCGAUUGAAGCCAACUGGCCCGCCAGCAGAUUUAACGCAGUCAGCGAAGCCACGCAAGGUGCUUAUUCUGGGCUCCGGUGGGUUAUCCAUCGGCCAGGCCGGAGAAUUUGAUUAUUCCGGUUCGCAGGCCAUUAAGGCCAUGCGGGAGUCCAAUAUCCAAACGGUGCUAAUUAAUCCGAAUAUAGCCACAGUUCAGACCUCAAAGGGCAUGGCCGAUAAAUGCUAUUUCCUGCCCCUGACACCGCACUAUGUGGAGCAGGUUAUCAAGUCGGAGCGCCCGAACGGUGUCCUUCUCACCUUUGGCGGCCAAACGGCGCUCAAUUGUGGCGUGGAACUGGAACGGGCUGGCGUCUUCUCCAAGUACAAUGUACGCAUUUUGGGCACACCUAUACAAUCCAUCAUUGAGACGGAGGAUCGUAAGCUAUUUGCGGAUCGUGUGAAUGAGAUUGGCGAGCAAGUGGCACCCUCGGAGGCAGUAUACUCGGUGACCGAAGCCCUGGAGGCAGCCCAACGUUUGGGUUAUCCCGUGAUGGCCAGGGCCGCCUUCUCCCUGGGCGGCUUGGGCUCGGGCUUUGCCAACAACGAACAGGAACUGCAGAGCUUGGCCCAUCAGGCUCUGGCCCAUUCAAGCCAACUGAUUGUGGAUAAAUCCCUCAAGGGCUGGAAGGAGGUGGAGUACGAGGUAGUCCGCGACGCCUACGACAAUUGCAUCACUGUCUGUAACAUGGAGAACUUCGAUCCGCUGGGCAUACACACCGGCGAGAGCAUAGUGGUUGCACCAUCGCAAACCCUCUCGGACCGCGAGUACCAAAUGCUUCGGAGCACCGCCCUCAAGGUGAUUCGUCAUUUCGGCGUCGUCGGUGAGUGCAACAUACAGUAUGCUUUGUGCCCGCACUCGGAGCAGUACUACAUCAUCGAGGUGAAUGCCAGAUUGUCGCGAAGUUCGGCUUUGGCCAGCAAGGCCACCGGUUAUCCGCUGGCCUAUGUGGCCGCCAAGCUGGCCUUGGGUCUGCCGCUGCCCGAGAUUAAGAACUCAGUGACGGGCAAUACGACGGCCUGCUUUGAGCCAUCGCUGGAUUAUUGUGUGGUCAAGAUACCACGCUGGGAUCUGGCCAAAUUUGUGCGUGUGAGCAAGCACAUUGGCAGCUCCAUGAAGAGCGUCGGUGAGGUGAUGGCCAUUGGUCGGAGCUUCGAGGAGGCCUUCCAGAAGGCUCUGCGCAUGGUGGACAGCGAUGUGCUGGGCUUUGACCCUGAUGUGGUUACCCUGGACAAGGAGCAGCUGAACGAGCAACUAUCGGAGCCAACUGAUCGACGACCCUUUGUCCUUGCCGCCGCCCUGGAUAUAGGCAUGGGCGUCGAUGAACUGCAUGCUCUAACAAAGAUUGAUUGCUGGUUCCUGGAAAAGCUGCAGAGAAUCAUGAUGCUGCAUUGGGACCUCACCAGGGCGGGCAGCCAGAUGGGACCAGAGUUGCUACUACUGGCCAAACGUUCCGGUUUCUCGGACAAGCAGAUAGCCAAGGCGACCAAGAGCACUGAGCUGGCAGUGCGCCAUCAGCGUCAGGAGUUUGGAAUCCGUCCGCAUGUCAAGCAGAUCGAUACGGUGGCCGGUGAGUGGCCAGCGAGCACUAAUUAUCUGUAUAAUACGUACAAUGGCAGUGAGCAUGAUGUAACCUUUCCCGGUGGCCACACCAUUGUCGUUGGCUCGGGCGUCUAUCGGAUUGGUUCGUCCGUGGAGUUCGAUUGGUGCGCCGUCGGCUGCCUGAGGGAAUUGAGGAAACUGCAACGUCCCACAAUUAUGAUCAACUACAAUCCGGAGACAGUGUCCACCGACUAUGAUAUGUGCGAUCGCCUGUACUUUGAGGAGAUUAGCUUCGAGGUGGUCAUGGAUAUUUAUGAGAUGGAGUCUAGUGAUGGCAUCAUUCUCUCCAUGGGCGGACAGUUGCCAAAUAAUAUUGCCAUGGAUUUGCAUCGCCAGCAGGCCAAAGUUUUGGGCACAUCACCGGAAUCAAUUGAUUGUGCCGAGAAUCGCUUCAAGUUCUCUCGGAUGUUGGACCGCAAGGGCAUCCUGCAGCCACGUUGGAAGGAGCUGACCAAUCUGCAGUCUGCCAUCGAGUUCUGUGAGGAGGUGGGCUAUCCGUGUCUGGUCAGGCCAUCGUAUGUCCUCUCUGGUGCCGCCAUGAAUGUGGCCUAUUCGAAUCAGGAUCUGGAGACCUAUCUGAAUGCUGCCUCUGAGGUGAGCCGUGAACAUCCGGUGGUUAUAUCCAAGUUCCUAACGGAGGCCAAGGAGAUCGAUGUGGAUGCAGUGGCCGCCGAUGGACAGAUCUUGUGCAUGGCCGUUUCGGAGCAUGUGGAGAAUGCUGGUGUCCAUUCGGGUGAUGCCACGCUGGUGACACCGCCGCAGGAUCUUAAUGCUGAGACUUUGGAGGCCAUUAAGAGGAUCACUUGCGAUCUGGCCAGUGUGUUGGAUGUCACGGGUCCCUUUAAUAUGCAACUGAUUGCCAAGAAUAACGAACUGAAGGUCAUCGAGUGUAAUGUCCGUGUCUCCCGUUCAUUUCCCUUUGUCUCCAAGACUCUGGAUCAUGACUUUGUGGCCACCGCCACGAGGGCCAUUGUUGGACUCGAUGUGGAGCCACUGGAUGUGCUGCAUGGUGUGGGCAAGGUGGGCGUAAAGGUGCCACAGUUUAGCUUCUCGCGUCUGGCCGGUGCUGAUGUCCAACUGGGCGUGGAGAUGGCCUCCACCGGGGAGGUGGCCUGCUUCGGGGAUAACAGAUACGAGGCCUAUCUCAAGGCCAUGAUGUCCACCGGAUUUCAGAUACCCAAAAAUGCUGUACUUUUGUCCAUUGGCAGCUUUAAGCACAAAAUGGAACUGCUGCCUUCGAUUAGGGAUCUGGCCAAGAUGGGCUAUAAACUAUAUGCAUCCAUGGGCACGGGUGACUUUUAUGCUGAGCAUGGCGUUGAUGUGGAAUCCGUUCAGUGGACAUUUGACAAGACCACACCCGAUGACAUCAAUGGUGAACUUCGUCAUUUGGCCGAGAUUUUGGCCAACAAACAAUUCGAUAUGGUCAUCAACCUGCCAAUGAGCGGCGGAGGAGCCAGGCGAGUCUCUUCCUUCAUGACACAUGGCUAUCGCACUCGCCGCCUGGCCGUGGACUACUCCAUUCCGUUGGUUACCGAUGUCAAGUGCACCAAGUUAUUGGUGGAAUCAAUGCGAAUGACUGGUGGCAAGCCGGCUAUGAAGACACACACGGAUUGCAUGACCUCGCGACGAAUUGUCAAGCUGCCCGGUUUUAUUGAUGUCCAUGUCCAUCUCCGAGAGCCAGGGGCCACGCACAAAGAGGAUUUCUCCAGCGGCACAGCGGCAGCAUUGGCCGGUGGUGUGACCCUCGUAUGCGCCAUGCCCAACACUAAUCCCUCGAUUGUGGAUCGGGAGACAUUCACGCAGUUCCAGGAGCUGGCCAAGGCAGGAGCCCGUUGCGAUUAUGCUCUGUAUGUGGGUGCAACAGAUGGAAAUUGGGGACAAGUGCCAGAGCUGGCCGGCCAGGCAUGUGGCCUAAAGAUGUAUCUGAAUGAUACCUUUGGCACCUUGAAGCUAAGCGACAUGAAUGCCUGGCAGCGACACUUGACUCACUGGCCAAAACGAGCGCCGAUCGUUUGUCAUGCCGAGAAGCAAAGCACAGCGGCUGUAAUCCUAAUGGCCCACCUGCUGGACCGACCCGUGCACAUCUGUCAUGUGGCCAGACGGGAGGAGAUUCAGUUGAUACGCGCCGCCAAGGAAAAGGGCAUCCGUGUGACAUGCGAAGUGUGCCCACACCAUCUGUUCCUGAGCACCAAGGAUGUGGAGCGGUUGGGCGAGGGUAUGUCGGAGGUGAGACCCUUGCUCUGCUCACCAGAUGACCAGGAGGCACUGUGGGAGCACAUGGACUACAUUGAUGUAUUCGCCACCGAUCAUGCACCGCACACGCUGGCCGAGAAGCGUUCGGAGCGACCGCCGCCUGGCUUCCCCGGUGUGGAGACCAUACUGCCUCUCCUCCUGCAGGCCGUCCACGAGGGACGUCUCACAUUGGAGGAUAUCAAACGGAAGUUCCAUCGCAAUCCCAGGAAUAUAUUCAACCUGCCCGAUCAACCGCACACCUAUGUUGAGGUCGAUUUGGACGAGGAGUGGACCAUCACGGGGGCCGAAAUGAAGAGCAAGUCGGGUUGGACGCCAUUUGAGGGCACCAAGGUCAAGGGACGCGUUCAUCGUGUCAUUCUGCGCGGCGAGGUGGCCUAUAUCGAUGGCCAGGUGCUGGUCCAACCCGGCUAUGGCCAGAAUGUGCGCCAACCUAAGCUUGGACUACUGCUGGCUGAGGGUGCUGCCUCUCAGGAUCAAUUAUUGCCCAGCGACAGCGAUGCCAACGAGACCUUUGCCCAUCUCCUGACCAAUGAGGGGACUCAUACUGCUGCCGGUGGUGCUGCUGGUGCCAAGGUGCACUUUGUAGACGAGGCCAAUAGCUCGAGCUUCCUGCGUCCAGUUUCACCGUCGCCACGCAUGCGACUGGACUCCACCAGUAAUACCACUCUCCGGGAGUACGUGCAGCGCACAGUGCAGCCAGCGCAUGGCUCCUCCAGUCCCAAUCCCGUGGCCCAUUCCCUGGUGGGCAAGCACAUCCUGGCCGUGGACAUGUUCAACAAAGAGCAUCUGAACGAAAUCUUCAAUUUGGCCCAACUGCUCAAGUCGCGAGUGACCAAGGACCGCUCCGUUGAUGAACUGCUGCGCGGCAAGAUUAUGGCCAGUGUGUUCUAUGAGGUGAGCACACGGACGCAGUGCAGCUUUGCCGCUGCCAUGCUGAGACUGGGCGGCCGUGUAAUCAGCAUGGACCAGAUCACAUCGUCGGUGAAGAAGGGCGAAACGCUGGAGGAUAGCAUCAAGGUGAUGGCCAGCUAUUCGGAUGUCAUGGUGCUGCGCCAUCCCACUCCAGGUGCUGUGGCGCGCGCUGCCUCGUUCUCCCGAAAGCCCUUGAUCAACGCUGGCGACGGCGUCGGUGAGCAUCCCACUCAGGCACUUCUGGACAUCUUCACCAUUCGCGAGGAAAUUGGUACUGUAAACGGUUUGACCAUCACCAUGGUGGGUGACCUGAAGAAUGGACGCACUGUGCACUCGCUGGCCCGCCUCUUGACGCUCUAUAACGUGACCCUGCAGUAUGUGGCCCCGGAAAGCCUGCAAAUGCCUCGCGACAUUACCGAUUUUGUGCAUCAGCGAGGCGUCAAGCAGUACUUUGCCUACGGGCUAAAGGAUGUCCUCCCAACCACGGAUGUUCUGUAUAUGACGCGUAUACAGCGGGAACGAUUCGAGAGCGAGGAGGAGUACCAGAGCUGCUGCGGUAAGUUGAUUGUAACGCCCAAGCUUAUGACGUUGGCCAAGAAGCGUUCGAUUGUGCUGCAUCCCCUGCCGCGCCUGGACGAGAUUAGUCGCGACUUUGACUCUGAUCCGAGGGCUGCCUACUUCCGGCAGGCGGAAUACGGCAUGUAUAUACGCAUGGCCCUGCUGGCCAUGGUAGUGGGAAGCCGAAAUACAGCUCUCUAAAAGGACAACAGACAAUCUCCCAAUGACUCUUUACGCUCUUUAUUUUUUGUAUUCACCUUUUUUUGUAUAUGAUACAUUUUUACGAAUAAACCUACAUACGGUUUGCAUUUCUUA